Thunnus maccoyii (southern bluefin tuna) is the source of this 1455-nucleotide messenger RNA. RefSeq names its product regulator of microtubule dynamics 1 (gene rmdn1). The record is from RefSeq and is a predicted model, not a curated record. Gene Ontology annotation, cellular component: spindle microtubule; mitotic spindle pole; cytoplasm. The transcript is spliced from 10 exons. Gene Ontology annotation, molecular function: microtubule binding. NCBI's taxonomy places the organism in Eukaryota, Metazoa, Chordata, Actinopteri, Scombriformes, Scombridae. The coding region runs from base 77 to 988 and encodes 303 amino acids.
UAUUUGCGAACACCGGUCCAUAAAUUUGUGAAAGCUUCGUAAUUCCUGAUCAUUGAGCGUCGGGAGCUUUCGCACCAUGGCUGGCACAAUGUUUACGCGCUGUGUGAGCAGGACAUUACUGUCAGGCGUCAGAGUCAGAGGGGCUCAGCGAUACUACUGGACAACUUUAAGAAGGACUACUGCUCUGACAGUAAAUGGUGGAAGAGCCGCUCUCCUCCUGGGGCUCCCUGCUCUCUCCUGUCUGGCUUACGGAGCUUAUCACAGGGUGCAGAGUUCAGCCGUCGUUCAUGCUUUAGAAAAAGAGGAGGUUUUGGAGCAGGCUGACUACCUGUAUAGCUGCGCAGAGACGGAGAAACUCUACCAGCUGCUCCUGCAGUACAAGGACAGUGAUAAUGCAGAGUUCCUGUGGAGGCUGGCCCGGGCCUCUCGUGACCUGUCCGUCCUGCCCGACAAGACGGCUGAACAGAAGAAGCAGCUGAUGUUUGAGGCCUUUGAAUAUGCAAAGAAGGCACUGGAGAAAGAUGACAACUGUUUCGCAGCACAUAAGUGGUAUGCAGUGUGUCUAAGCGAUGUUGGAGAUUAUGAGGGAGUCAAGGUGAAAAUUGGAAAUUCAUACAUCAUCAGGGAACAUCUAGAGAGAGCCAUCGAGCUCAACCCCAAAGAUGCCACUUCCUUACACAUUCUGGGUUACUGGUGCUUUGCUUUUGCUGAGCUGCCAUGGUAUCAACGCAAGGUUGCAGCUGUAAUUUUCUCAACACCACCUGAUUCCACAUAUGACGAGGCUUUGGAAUUCUUCCUGAAAGCUGAAGAAGUUGAUCCUAAUUUCUACAGCAAAAACCUGCUAAUGCUGGGGAAGACCUACAUGGCCAAGAAAGACGAUGUGAAUGCUCUACUGUGGCUGACCAAAGCAAAAGAUUACCCUGCUCACACACUGGAAGACAAAGAGGUCCAUAAAGAAGCUGUUGACCUCUUGAAGAAGCUAAGAUGAGCAUGUGGAGUAUGACGCCUUUCAGGACUUUUGGACUGUUAAUAAUUGCUAACAAAAUGUUUUCUCUUUAUGAUUUUAUAAUAUUAAUGCAGCAAUACUGUGAGUGGCCUUGGGCACAGAGACAAUGAGGACUGUCCAAUCAUUCAGCUUUUACUGAAUUUAAAACAAAAUGCAACUUUUAAUAAUGCAAUAGUAAACAUAAUCAUUCUCCAUGUAUCUACUUAUGUCUCCAUUCCUUUUGAGCUGACUUCUCUCUGACAAAUGGCUGAGUGGAGAGCAUUUCCUGGGAUAAAUGUUGGAAAAUACAUCUGGACAUUGUUGCUUUUUCUAGAAAGGUAGCAAAGAAAGUGACACACUUCCUGUUUUAAGGGGAAAAGAGUCAUAUUGUCAAUUACAUUUUUAAAACUUAACAUUGUUUUAAUGAAAUACUGUUUACUGUUUCAUUACCAAGUAAAUAUUCAGAUCAG